AUGUCAGUUAAAGUUAACGUCGGAAACCUAAGCCUCCGUAUCGGGGCCGUUCCCCUGACACAAGAGGAGUUCGCGCCAUUUGGAGACGUUGUCUCCAACCCACGACCAAGUCUUCUUCCAUCAAAACACGCAUCUGAAGGUGUUUCUCUCCCAUACAACGGCACUACUGCCAAUCAAGGGACAGCAAUUCGCUAUGCCGAUGUCAGCAGGCCUCAGGACCUCCUCUCACAGGCUCCCAGCAGCAAUGGCCGGCUGAUCAUGAGCCAAUUCGUCUGCGAAGCAAGAACUUUGGCACCUGCAAGCGAUGACGCUUCGCAGAGCGACUUCGCCGUCAACAUUCUUGAACGGCACCCAUUCACUUCUCAAACAUUUGCUCCACUCGCCUCUACCGCUUCAAGCUACUUGGUCAUCGUGGCCCCAUCUCUGCCCCCAUCUCUCCAAGACGAUGGUCUACCUGUACCAAGUGGAGAGGGGCUACCCGGUAGAGGUCUCCCUAAUCUGAAGGGGUUGCGUGCGUUUGUUGCAACAGACCGCCAGGCUGUGACUUAUGCGGCUGGGACAUGGCACGCUCCAAUGGUAGCUCUUGGUAAGAAGGAGACAACGUUGGAUUUCCUGGUUGUUCAGUUCUCCUCCGGCGUUGACAUCCAAGACUGUCAGAUCGUCACAUUUGAGGGGCAUGACUCUCAAGAACCUGACAUCAAAGUACGCGUUCCGCGAGGCGGAACCGUUACCGCCAAACUGUAG
Molecule: messenger RNA, 744 nt
Organism: Fusarium mangiferae
Lineage: Eukaryota; Fungi; Ascomycota; Sordariomycetes; Hypocreales; Nectriaceae
Exons: 1
Coding region: 1-744 (247 amino acids)
Biological process (GO): allantoin catabolic process
Molecular function (GO): ureidoglycolate hydrolase activity; ureidoglycolate lyase activity
Source: RefSeq, a predicted model, not a curated record